AGUCAUGUAAGACUGGUCUCAGUUUCCUCAGUGUAGAAAUACGAGUGCUGGUGCUAGCUGUCUUUAUGGAGGCAACUUCCUGUUCCGUGCUGUGUCUGAGACGACCUGUGUUUGCUUUCCUGGGCUCUGGGAAAGUUGCCUUGCAGGAGCAGGUGAAUUUUUGCUUGCUAAGCUCCAGCACAUAGUAUGGCAGGAGUUACCUGGUGUAAUCUAUAGCUCUGUAUCAGGUUUUUCAGGUGCUGGACACUGCCCAAACCUGGACUGUACAGUAUCAUAGCUGACCUUGAGCACAGGCAGCCAAACCCAUGGGGGAAGACAGGGCUGAAGUCAAAUAUUACACACCAGGGUGAUUUGUGCAUGUUGUGUUGGAGCCCUCUAGACCCCUGGCACUUCCAUCCUCCCAUUAGAUCUCCCAGGCCCUGGGAAAGGAAGUUUUGGUCUCCAACACAGUUUGCAGAGGUGGAGGUGGCUGAGAACACGUUUGAACGGAAGCUGGGACUCCAUCUCUUGUGGAAUUGAUGCUGGUCAAACCAUGUACCCCAAAAAUAGUCCCAUAAAGCUUUGUCAGCACCCACUGGCUACAGCUGGCACCCCGUUUCUGUCAGUGUGUUCAUGGGAACAGUGAAUGUUUUCAUACAGUUUCAAAGGGAGGCUGGACAAGUGUCUUGGAAGAUAAGGAAGGAAUUGUGCCAGGCUGGCAGUGACUAUUAGCUGGCAGAUGUCUUCAGGGAAGUCUUCUCCUUGUUUGUCCUGCUGUAACUCUUCCUUCACCAGCCAUUCACAGCCACUGUUGAGGGCAGAAUGCUGGGCUAGACAAACUCUGCUGUGACCCACUGUGCAUCUUUUUAUGAGGGAAAUCAACAGCUCAAGAUGCAGACGUUGUCCUGACUCCAGGUUAGGUGUGGAAAUUGAUUCUUACUGGUGUUGACCUUUUCCUGCCAGAAGGGACCGGGAAAAACUAAUCCUGACAAGAAGUUUUGGUAACAAUCACUGGCUUUGUCGCUGGAGGUGGCUUGACUUCAUCCCUCUGGCAGAGCCUGGCAGGUUUGUCUGGCCAAAAGCAUUAGCUGCCUGUACAUAUCUUCUCGGCCUUUGCCCCUUGCAUUAGGGAAGCAUGGUUCUUCCCAAGCUGAUCUUUCUGCACUUAAGCCAGCUCUGCUUGCCUCACUUUUGGGGACUGGUCCACAGUUCUGUUACUCCAUAGACCUUAGCCUCUUUCAGAGUGGUCCUUUUGUGAUGUGCAUCGUGCUGAUGAAGCUGCUGCCCCAGUCCCUUGCAGUGAUGAUCUGUAACUAGGGAAGGUGUGACAGCACUUGUUAGGCUGAGAUCUGCUUUGUGCCCCACCUGCACCACGCAGUGCCCUUACAAACAGGGACAGAGAGGAAGAAUUUCUCAGUCACAGGCUUCUGGGAAAGAAGUCCAUCAGAGCUGCAAUGUAUUUUGCUUUCUGGGGCUCUCUCUUAUUUGCUGCUUUGUUCCUCUACAAGUGCUGUCUCACCAUUGAAAAAGCCACAUCUGGCUUGAAGCCACUUGAAGCAGCUUGGACAAGAGACUUCCUGCUCUGAACAUUGAAUUAAUGGGCUUGGUCUUUUACACGAGUGAAAUCCUUUCAGACUUUUGUCCAUGUCAGGCUCCCAGCUCUACUAAUUAAGAGGCUUUUAACUCAGACAGUGUUUGGGAGCCACAGUGCAGCUGGGCUUUUGAAAAAAUGAGGAAAUGCUAGAGGUAGGGAUGUAAUGGGUUGGAUUUCAACUUCAAAAAAAUGUCUCUGAGAGAGAACAGAACAUCCUCCUUGCAUCACCUUUUGUUUGCUGCAGCAAAGCUGGGGAGAUGUCAACUGCGUGGGCUGCUCUAGAACUGAUGAAGCUGAUAAUAAGAAACUCUUCUGUUUGGCCCUGCCCUGGGGAAAAAGACUUUGAGAAGAUGGAGAACCAGAGUGGAGUGCUCUUGGGAUACAUCUGCUGGGAAGGAAAAGAGGAAGGGGGUGAGGAGAAUGGGGUGGCUCCUCAUGUUUCUCCUCCCAGCCAAAUGAGCAGACUGGAAGAUGUGCAGGUGGAGAUGCUUGAGAAAGCAAGGGAGCUUUUCCAGCUGUGUGACAAGGAUAAGAAGGGUUUUAUCACCAAGGUGGACAUGCAGCGGCUGCAGAGUGAACUCCCCCUAACCCCUGAGCAGCUGGAGACUGUUUUUGAUAGCUUGGAACAGAAUAAUAAAGGAUACCUGACACCUGUGGAGUUCAGCAUGGGUCUAGGAAAGUUAAUAGGGAUUGAAUUGUGUCAAGGGGCUGGGAGAACGGAUCACUCCAGACAUGAGGAGACCUUUGAGUCAGGCUGGUCAGAUGACUUGGACCCUGCAGAUGAUGAUGAAGAGGAGAAACGAUUCUGCUCCAUGAUGGAGCAGCUUGGAGCAGCCCAGUUGUUUGAAGACCCACAUGAGAUUCGGGAGCUCUGGGCUCGCCUACGAAAGGAGCGUCCAGAGCUCUUAUCCAAUUUUGAAGAGUUUCUGUUGCGUGUUUCAUCGUACAUAAAGGAGGUGAAUCAUGAGAAAGAGUCAAUGGAACAAGCAUUGAAGAGGAAGGAGUCAGAUCAUGAUCGAGAAGUCAGGUGCCUUUAUGAAGAAAUGGAACAACAGAUGAAAGUAGAAAGGGAGAAGCUGGUCUGCCAGGAAGCACUGAGGCAUGACAGGAGUAACUUGCUCCAGAAGGAGCUGCACAACAAAGAGCAGGAGCUGGAGAAAAUCCUCUACCGCCAGAAGAAGCUGGAACAUCAGCUGCAGUCGCUGAACUCAGAGCAGCUGGAGACCCGCGUGCAGAAUGAGAGGCUCCGGCACCUGAAUGAAAACCUGCUGGAAGAGCUGGAGAAAAGCAAAUGGGAGCUAGAGGCAGUGAAGGGGCAGUUACAGAAGCUCCAGAAAGAGGCUCAGCUUGAGCAAGAGCAGAAGGACAGGGAUGUGUUUAGAGUUUCCAAGAACAUGCAGAAAGAGAAACAAAGCCUCCUUCGGCAGCUGGAGCUCCUCAGAGAAAUGAACAAGAAACUUCGAGAUGAGCGAGAUGCUUUUGAAGCCAAGAAGCUGGUGCUUCAGAACAAAAAGUCCCUGUUGAAGAAAGGGUCAGUGCUAGGCAGUUACCUGCUGGAGGACAAGCCUGUCAAACGACAACUGGCCUCUGCGGACCUUCCCUUCACCUUCCCAGUGGAUGUGGCAGUGGAAGAACCCAACAGAAAGAACUGUAAAUACUUCCCAGGCAACGGGGUAUGGAUGAAGACAGGAGAAGGAGGCAGCACAAACUUUGGAGAGAACAGCCGAGAUGAGGAGAGAUGGCCCUUGGCAGCAGAUCCUGAGUGGUUUAAGAUGACUUUGAAGGGUGACUCUGACUGCAGAAAAAAUGCAGAUGGCUUAGAUGCUGCUCUGCUGCCUCCUCGAGUCCAGCCUGUUGGCACCGAAACCAGGCUCCAAGCACUGGAACCAGCCAGCUGUUCCCCAGAUCGCAUUUUUAAAGUGGUGUUUGUAGGGAAUUCCGGUGUUGGGAAGAGUUCCUUCAUCCACCGCUUCUGCUAUGACAGGUUCUUGGCUGAGCUCAAUGCAACCAUUGGUAUCGACUACCAGGUGAAGAGCCUAAUGGUGGAUAACACCCAGGUUGCCUUACAGCUGUGGGAUACAGCUGGACAAGAGAGGUUUCGGAGCAUCACCAAGCAGUAUUUCCGGAAGGCAGACGGGAUCCUGGUGAUGUACGACAUUACGGCCGAGUGCUCCUUCCUGGCGGUGCGGAACUGGAUGAGCAGCAUCCAGGAAGGUAUAGAGGAUGGAGCUGUCGUCUUUCUGCUUGGAAAUAAAUUGGAUGCUGUGCAGAGAGAGACCCGGAAUGUACCCAAGGUGGAGGGUGAAAGGCUGGCAAAGGAGUACAAGGCUGUGUUCUAUGAGUGCAGCGUGAUGACUGGCUACAACAUCAUGGAGCCCAUGCUGCACAUGGCCAGGUUGCUGACAGCACAAGAAGACAGGCAGAGGGAGAAUGCCCUGCAGCUGGAGGAUAUCAGCAGGAGGAAAGGGUGCUGCACAUAAAGCACACCAAUGUGUCAGCAAGAGACGUGCCAAUGCUGUAUCAUGAAACUGGGGGUUCCUUUCAAGAAAGCUGAAUUUGAUGAUACCAGCUCUCUAGAGACUUGGGGAAGGUGCAGCUUUUCCUAGUCUGUGAAUUUUGAGGCAUGAAUCAGGCCAAAAUGUGCAUAUUAUCUGCACUGUUCUACUUCCAAGUCUGCAUGCAGCCCUGGUCUCUAGAGGCCUUUGCUUCUUUGGGGGAAUUUGGCUGGUCUUAGCUAGUAACACAGACUGGGCCUUCUGUCUGGAGAGGUUGCUUCCCUGUAAAGGGAUGCAGUCUUGUUCAUGUUCUUUAUGGCAAAGAAGUGGCCUAGCAGCAGAGAGCAGAGGAAAGGUGGGUCUGUAUUCAAUAGAAUUUCCACGUAAGAGAGUAAAAUUAUUUUAAAUUUGGGCUAGCUCUAAGUAGUGAUCCAUCUAUCUCGGAGAGAAGCAUCUCCUCUUGGUUCUGCCGCAGCAGUGCUCAGCUGAGAGCCCACUCUGGUGAGUGAGAAUGCUUCCACCACUUUCUGCAAGAUCUGGAUAGGGCCCUGGAUUUACUGCAGGAUUGGGUUGGACUUGUCAAUAUUGUAGUUAAUAGAUUCCGUAUGUGAUUAUAGUAUGAACUGAUAGGAUGAGUCAUCCAAAUGUCUUUCAUUGCUUUGUCACCCCUAUGGACCUUUUCACUGUCCUAGCAGUGUCCUGUGUAUGUUUACGGAACACAGAGCAGUUGCCCUGGGACCCGCAGGCCACUGGCGUGUGCUGCUGAUUCAUAGCCCAUUGCGGGAGUUGUGCUGUACAAACCAGGGCAGCCAUAUAUAGCCUGUUUUAAGGCUGAAUGCUGCCUGUUUCCUCCCAUUCUUAUUCUUUCCUGAAGAAUCUCCAGCAAUUUGGAACUGCCUUACCCACAGUCCUGAGAGGUCCCACCAGAGUGCUUUUAAAUGCACCUGGGCUGGAAGCACAAGGCAGCUGCCUGUAUGAAAUGUACCUUUUUCUCUUGCAGGGACCUUGAGCAACAGCCUCACUUUAUUGCUGAAGGGCUGAGAUAGAGCCUGACUGAAUCUGUUCCCAUUGGGAAGGGUCCUUCUUGUCACUAAGGGGUGGGGUGAAGCAGGGUGAGGAGAAGCACGGGCAGAGAUGGGAACUGUCCCCAAAAGUGCUCCUGGUUGGCAUAGCUGCCACUGUGCCUGGGCAUGGAGCUCUGGGCUGCGAUGCUUUCUGGUUUGCUGCUCAGUGGCUUUCAAAGCCUUGGGAUUAAGUGAGAUUUUUGUUAGUGCCCUUUCCCCUUUUGUCUUUGAGGCUGUUUCUGUAUGUGAUGGACAUUUUAGGCACGAGAUGUGAUACUGCAGCUGUGACGCAGCCCCCAGACCUUGCGGCAUAGGGAAGGGCUGUGCUUGUCCAAGGUCUUUCCUCUCUUGGGAUGAGGUGGUUACUCUGAAUGUCUGUUUAUUGCACAAAUUUCCCUGGGAAUAUCCCAAGCAGGAAAAGUGCUCUGAGUCACCUACAGCCUAUCAGUGUUACAAAGAAUUUCCAUCAUUCCUCCCAGUGCCCUUUACUUCUGAUAGGAACAAGGAAGUUUUUCUCUGGAAGAGCAGGAUUUCUGAGUAAAAGGAAGAGCUAAAAGUAGUAAGAUCCUGCUCAGUCCUUACUGUUGGCUGGCUGUAACUCCCACUGUCCAACUGCACUAACGCCUUUCCAAAACUGGGAAUCAGAAAGUUAUAAGAGGCCCUGAGGGAACCAGGGCAGCUGGUGUGGAGCCUGGAGUUCAGACCUACAGCGCUGCCAGGGGAACUGCUCGUGUUUGCAAGAAGUGAUGUUUGGGAGGGGAGAUCCAUGCUAAGGUGUUCUGACCAUGCACCUCCCACACUCUUUACACAGCACACCCGAGACAAAAGUGUGAAAUUUGCCUGACACGCAAAUACAGGCCAGUUCUGUGUAUUACCUUUAUCAGUGCUGUCAUACUGCAAGGGUGAGAACCAUUAGGUUCUUUUAAUGUACAACCUCAAGUAUGUUUUCUUAGUGUGCAACCAGUACAGGCAAUAAAGAA
Pseudopodoces humilis (Tibetan ground-tit) is the source of this 6112-nucleotide messenger RNA. RefSeq names its product calcium release activated channel regulator 2B (gene CRACR2B). Gene Ontology annotation, molecular function: GTP binding; GTPase activity; calcium ion binding. NCBI's taxonomy places the organism in Eukaryota, Metazoa, Chordata, Aves, Passeriformes, Paridae. The record is from RefSeq and is a predicted model, not a curated record.